AUGGAAUCAGAUCCUAUCAGUACUAACGAACCGUGCGACGUUCUUCUAAUGCAAUCAAGUAUACCUAUGGAUGUAAACGACGACGAACAUGAGACUAAAUCAGAUACUCUUGCACCAAUUGAACAAAUCGACUACUCGGUACCUGAAAGACCAGAUGAGCUGAACAAUGAUACACCAUUCCAUGAAAAGCAGAUUCCAGAAUCCUCUAGUCAACAGGAAGACGGUCUCUCUGGAGACAUAAACAAGCCAGAUCAAACCCAUUCAUAUUUCCCUGAGGACGAUGAUUCAUCCACUUUACAGCAUAAAAACCUCAGACCUCGACGGUCUAUAAGAAAACGAUUUGUCGAGAUACAAGAGGACGAAUGGGAAAGGCUCUUGAGUGAUGAUGUCUCUCUUCAUGAGUAUGAUCUUAGUCAAUAUGUAGAUAUGGAAGGAGAAUCAAUUAAUACAUGGAUUGCUGUAGAACAAAUAUUGGGGAAUCGUAAAUUAAAGAGUUCAAAGAUUACGAAAGCGAUCAGUGAAGCUGUAAGGAGCUUUUCAUCCAACAACAAAGAAAUCGUUGAACAAGAAUAUUUUGUUAAAUUUAUUGAUCAGUCCUACUGGCAUUGUGCAUGGAUGAGUGGAGCAGUUCUUUUCACCCUUAACCCGAGUAAAAUACGUGCUUAUUUCAGGAAUAAACAGAAUACCAGUAAUCAGAAGCUAAACCCGAAUAGCUCCAAAUUAAGUCCAAAUCAUGAAUGUAGCCAAAUAGAGAAUGGAGAUCAUGAUAUUGCCUCAAACUCUGGGUCUAAACUAACAACAUUGGUUUCUCAUUCGAGUGAAGAAGAGAGUGACGUUGAAGAUAAUUUAAGAAAAUGGAGUAAGGAUGCUGAGCUGGACGUUAAUGAGUGGAUUGCUAAUUAUCCGAAACGUGCUGGUUCACGUCGUCGCUAUCUUCUACGAUGGGGUGUCGAAAGUCACACACUUAUUCCUGAACGUGUUUUAGCUGUUGGGGAUUCAUUCACUCCUGAAAGGUUUAAAAAGGUUGAGGGAAUAGACAGCAAAGACAAAUCUAAUCGACCACCUAAUACAAUGAAGUGGCCAGAAUAUAGAGAAGUCCUUGUCAAAUGGUUGCAUUUGCCGUAUAUUUAUGCAACGUGGGAGACAGUUGAAUCAGAUAUAUUGAGUUUGAACUCUCGUGGAGUUGAUCAUAAAAGUCAAAAAAGUGCAUACAAAGUUCUUGAUCCUUGCGGACGCAAUUUAUUACCACGUCUAGUGAGGCGACAUAUCAUUAGGCUAGCUGAUAAAUAUUGCUCUCGUGUUGCGACCAUACUAUGUGAUGUAUACGGAAAUCAACUUACACCGGGAAGAAAGAAUAGAAGUACCGGAAAUUGGAAAUCAAAAUGGAUCGAUGAACAACCUUCUUAUUUGUCCCCAAUUCACCACAGAGUUCUUCAUCCUUAUCAAAUAGAAGGUGUGAGAUGGUUAUGGCAUGCAUAUCAUAAUAAUAUCAACGCUAUUCUGGCAGAUGAAAUGGGCCUGGGAAAAACUGUACAAGUGAUAGCUUUACUAUAUUCACUCUGGAAGGAAAUAGAUUGCCAAACUGCGUCUUCACUAUCGAAUUGGGAGAGGGAAUUUUCGAUAUGGGCACCUGAUUUUUACAUCGUUGUUUACAGUGGCGACAAACAAGUUCGUGCAUUGCUUCGAGAAUAUGAAUUUCGUUUACGAAAUGCUGGAGGAAUACCUGCGUUCCAUGUACUGAUCACCAGCCAUGAAUUAGCUUGUAUUGAUCGUUCAUUUUUGAAGAGUUUUGAUUGGAGUGCUUUAGUUGUGGAUGAAGCUCACCGUCUGAAAAAUAAACAGUCUCGUUUUUUCAAAGAUACUAGUCAGUAUCAUACUAACUUUAAAAUCCUCUUAACUGGAACGCCAUUACAAAACAAUUUAGAAGAAUUAUUUCACCUAUUAAAUUUUGUUGAACCGAAAAAAUUCACUGAUUUUCGAGCACUAAGUGAACAAUGGGCUGAAAUGCCAAAAGCUGAUCGUAUUAAAAAUCUCCACGAUUUACUCAAGCAUCAUUUAUUAAGGCGAUUAAAGUGCGAUGUAAUCCAAGAUUUACCAAAGAAAACUGAAAUUAUUGUUCCAGUUGAUAUGACUUUACUUCAGAGACGUCUUUAUAAAUAUAUUCUAACAAAUAAUUAUGAGGAAUUACGAUGUGGAAAUCUAAUAAAUAGUAUUAUGCAUUUGCAAAAGGUGUGUAAUCAUCCAUAUUUGAUGCAAGUUGGAGAUGCUAUUGCACCACGCUUAAACCCAAACGACGAAACAAAUGGGCCAUACGAACCCAGAGCUUUGGUACAAGUCAGCAGUAAAUUGGUUGUAUUAAUGGAAUUACUUCGUGGAUUGUUUGUUGAUGGUCAUCGAGUAUUGAUUUUUUCCCGCUUCACAAUGAUGUUGGAUUUAUUGGAAGAGGUUUUGACUAAUGCCAGGUAUAAAUAUGUUCGUAUUGAUGGUCGUGUGCGAGGUCCUUUAAGGCAGGUUACUAUCGAUCGUUUCAAUGCUCCCAACUCGGAAUUCUUCAUUUUCCUUUUGUCUACUAGAGCCGGUGGAGAAGGAAUCAAUCUUGCUUCAGCUGAUACAGUCGUGCUGUAUGAUUCUGAUUGGAAUCCUCAGUGUGAUUUACAAGCGCUUUCUCGGGCUCAUCGAAUUGGUCAGUCUAGGCAUGUUGUUAUCUAUCGGUUCAUAACACGUCACAGUAUUGAAGAGAAAAUAUCUCAGGUGGCUAGGCGUAAACUUGCCCUUACUCAGUUAGUUGUCAAUCAAAAUCAGAAACGUCCAAAGGCACUGGGAACUUCGAUUCCCGCAUCAAGUCAACAUGACUCGACUGAAGACAAUAACGCACCAAACACAGACUCAAAUUUUGAUAACUCUAGAGUUAACCAAGAUUGCGUCUCCAGAUCUGAUCAAGAUACUAAUCUUGCAGAAUCAACACAAACACAAUCGAAUACUAAAUCAGUGAGCCGGCUAUCACGUUCAGAAAUGGAUGAACUAUUACGCUCAGGUGUAGAAGCUCUGUUUGCCACAGAUGAUCCUUACACUACAAAGGAUUUGUACGAUGCGGCUCGAGUAGAUGAGAUUGAAUCGAAAGAUACUUAUCAAAGAAUUGUAUAUGAUUCACAGGCUAUUUCCAAACUCCUGGAUCGUUCAAAAAUGAUGGCUGAUUCCGAAGAGACUGUUCCAGCUUUUGACGAAUAUUUAAGUGCGUUCCGAGUAGCGCAUUUUGACGAAAUGAACGCUGAGCCUGUGGAUUGUUUUGUAACAAAAAAUAAUGAAGAGCAGGUUAACAGAAUGGAGAUCUCUGAAAAAAAUCCUGAAUCAGGCAAUCCAACCAUGGUUACUGAUGGAACAUAUGCUGAAUCUAUCGGGUUUGCUGAUUUUUGGGACAGACUGCUACAUGAACGCUAUGAGCGUCUCUUGAAUACUGAAGUUGAAGCGACAAGCGAAUCCAGAAGAAACCAUCGAACCAUGCAUAACCAAAGUAUUAGAGACGUAGUAGGUGAUAAUUCUAGUGAUUUGAACAAAGAAUUACAACUAGAAAAGGAUGAUGAAAAUUCAACUGAUUCAUUUAUUAGUGAUAAAGAAAAACUGUUUGAUAGAACCAAAGCUGUACGUGAAGUGAUUAAGUUACGUUUGUCCCGGCAAGAAAGACGUAAGGUUUUCAAUCUUUAUCAUGGAUUUGAGGAUGAAAAACUGGAAUUGUUAGUUGCUGAACUCCAAAACAAAUAUGGGAACUUGGGUCAUCAAAAACCAAAAGCUAGACCCUGUUCAUCUAAACCAAUGCCUGCCUCUGUCAAACGAGCUCGGUCAUCAAGAGUAACUUCUAAAAAACCAUAUGAUCGAAAUGCUUUUGAGAAGUCUAAUACUUACCACGUCACAGAUUUCGAAGAUUCUUUAGAGGAAGGCUCUAUGCCAGACAUUACUAGUGAUGAUGAUCCCCCUUAUCUGCCGUCUGACGGAACUGAUUCAGUCGAACCAGUUAAAGAUUCACUAGCAUCAAGUCGUACUCGAAGGUCUAGCACUCAUACGUCUUUGCCAACUUCUGAAGCUAUUGUUGACAGCAGUGACAGUGAAGAGUUUCUUCUCUGGGAAUCAUCUGCUAAUGCAGUCAAUCCAGUUUGUUGGUAUCCCACAGCUGAUACUUAUGCCAAAUGGAGAGCACGAGUUUCCGAUCUUGGUCAGCAUAUCACAUGGCAUCGGGAUGAGUUAUUUAUAUAUAACUUUGGCCCUAAUGAUCGUCAAUUAUUCAACAACGCAGUUAUGAGGUUCGGUCUUCCACCACCUGGUAUUGUCCCACCUCAAGACUGGCUUCCGCCAGCCUUAUAUUAUAAAUCUCAAUUUCAAUUGUUUGGUUACGUAUGUCUGUACAUGAAACAUUUAUACGAUGACCCGAAUGGAUUAGAUGAAUCUGAAGAAAGUUGGUCCGAUGGUUUACCUAAAGAACAUUUAUGUGUUCCUGCGGUGCUUUCACGUAUUGCAGUGAUGGCGUUGAUUAGAAAUAAAGUAUUACAAUAUGAAGAUGUAAAUGGACCGACAAGUAUUUCUACUGAUAUUCAAAGUCCCACUUUCAAAUUUGCUAUACACGAAGGUGGUUUGACGUUAUUACGUUCUGUGUGGAAUGAAGAAUGUACAAAGAUCAGUAAUAUUUGUCAAACAAUUCAAUCUCAUUCAGAAAUAGCGAGAAAUUCAGAGUUAAUAAUAAAAACCCAGAGAAUAUGGCAUUCACGUCAUGAUUACUGGCUUCUUGCUGGCAUACUUGUUCAUGGCUAUUCUCGAUGGGCUGAUAUAUUAGCUGAUCCACGUUUUCGUAUUCUUAAUUUUGGAUUGUCAGGAGUUCUAAAGGGUAUGCAUAAGCUUAUGAAUGCUGAUUUAAGUUCACAUGGCACAUCAUCCACUUCUCGUCAAACUCCUUCUGAAUCAACUGAAGCUCAAGCAUUCCUAUUAGAUCGCUUGAAAUUACUUGAACAAGCUUUAAUUGUCGAACAAACGUUGUACGAAGUCGCUGAAGCUGCUCUUAGUAGUACCACACACCAAAAUCAACUGGACCCAGUUCGUACUAGAAAUUUGGCUAUUUGCCUAUCUAAUAAAUUAAUCCAAACAGGAGCUCGUAAACGAAUUGCUUUACCUAAGGAUCCAAGGGCAAGAGAAGCUACACGUACAGUAGUACAAAAUCUACAAGAAUUAUUAGAAGAUAUGUACGCAGAUUUUCCUGGUAUGCCCGCUUCAGUAACAUUCACUGGAGACGAUGAUGCCAAUGCAAAAGAUAAAUUAAAAAUAAUAUCAAGUGGAAAUACAAAUAAUAUUGGUAUUACUAACAGUGGUCGUUCAUGUCAUUUACCAAAAACUUUCGGGGAGAAAACAGAAGUAAAUUUAUGCGACGAUGAUGAUAUUGAUAGCACUGGUGAUAGUCAGCAUGAAAACGAUAAUAGUCAAGCACCUGCUGAUAAAAUAAUUUGUCCUGAUAUGGAAAAACUUCAUCCAGAUAGUUUGGUACCUCGACCAGGAUCACUAAAACUCAGUAGCUCACCACAAUGUGAACAGGGGAUUUUUAUCGAAUUGUCUGAUGACGAGGAAGUUCCGAGUUCUAUUCCUGAUACCGACGGUGCUGCUGAUCAACAAGCAAACUGCGGUUACGACAAGACUAACAUACAGUCUAACAUUGGUGCUAAUAACGAUAAUGAUACUAGUGAACACUGUGCAUUACCUAAUCUACCGAACUCAAGGGAUGAUGAUCUGAUUCAUCCAAUUGAAUAA
This is a messenger RNA of Schistosoma curassoni, 5784 nucleotides long. Lineage: Eukaryota; Metazoa; Platyhelminthes; Trematoda; Strigeidida; Schistosomatidae. The record is from the annotation of a GenBank genome assembly.